This is a messenger RNA of Dreissena polymorpha, 460 nucleotides long. RefSeq lists its product as uncharacterized. The record is from RefSeq and is a predicted model, not a curated record. NCBI's taxonomy places the organism in Eukaryota, Metazoa, Mollusca, Bivalvia, Myida, Dreissenidae. The transcript has 3 exons. Bases 47 to 340 code for a protein of 97 amino acids.
UUUGAAGUAGAUUUUGAUACGUGAAAAGCUUUUCCCAGUUUCAGGCAUGAAAAUUGCAGUGUGCUUUUUUGCCUUAGCCAUUGCGUACGCAUGCGCAGCACGUUGCAAGCAGACGUCAGACUGUGACCCAAUUGUGACGUCAUGCAGGGGAGGCUCCAUCCUGCACUGUAUGGACUUUCAGUGUGUCUGCGAUUCCCUGGCUGGCGUUGAGCUUCACGAAUGCACGGUCAACACUGAUUGCCACGACCACAUCCACGACGGGUUCUUUCACCAAUGCGCACACAACGGCUGGCAGUGCAUAAACUAUGACUGUCAGUGCACCAGCGGGCAUGGAAAUUAAUCCAGUUGCCAUAACCAUUGGGAAUUAAUCCAGCUGCAGCACCCAUUUGGAAUUAAUCCAGCUAACCAUUUUUUAUGAAUGUGUUAUGCUUUGUAUCGAAAUAAUAAAAUUAUCAAUUCA